CUGAAGUAAACCUGUCACCGCGGCUCAUCCUUUUUUUUUUUGGAGCCUCCACACAAACAUACCGCAGGUGUGGGGAUUUGAAUCGCGGAGCUUCUCUUCUGGGGCUUCCUUCACAUCGGACCCGACGUUUUAUGAAAAACGCCUGGAUAUGAAUUAUGAGCAUUUUCCUCACUAAUGAACCGGGCCAGUAAUGCAGGAGACCGCGGCGACUCUCUCAUCAGUGUUUCAAGAUGGCAGAUUUUUAUUGAGUUUUGAACAGAAAUCUCGCUUUAUUUUUUUGCCAUGAAUAACAGAAAUCCUUGCACCGAUGGCCCCUGUAUACGAAGGUAUGGCCUCGCAAGUGCAAGUGUUCUCCCCUCACACUCUCCAGUCAAGUGCCUUCUUUAGCGUGAAGAAACUGAAGGUGGAGCAGAGUUGUAACUGGGAUAUGACAGGGUACGGCACACACAGCAAAGUCUACAGCCACAACAGCAGUAAGAACGUGUCGGCCACCAGUGGCCCCCUGGGCAUCAACAGCUCCCUGCAGGUCGCCAGCUCCACCCUGCCCUACGAGCAGGCACUCAUCUUCCCAGCCAGCGCGGGCCACAUUGUGGUUGCCUCAGCCAGCAGCACUUCAGGGGCCGUGGGGUCUCUGCUGGGCAGCGGGGGUGGAGGCAGCAGCAGCAACAGCAGUGGUGGUGGAGGUGGCGGCGGUGGCAGUGGUGUUGGUGGCGGGGUUGGUGUUCACAACCUGACACGCCGCAGCACGGUCAGUCUCCUGGACACCUACCAGCGAUGCGGGCUUAAACGCAAGAGUGAGGAGCUUGACAACAACAGCAGUGUGCAGAUCAUCGAGGAGCACGGCCCACCGAUGAUCCAAAACGGAGCAGCCAGUGGAGCCACGGUGGCCACUGUGGCCACCGCCACCUCCACAGCGACAUCCAAAAACAGUGGCUCCAACAGUGAGGGGGAUUACCAGCUGGUGCAGCAUGAGGUGCUCUGCUCCAUGACCAACACAUAUGAAGUGCUGGAAUUCUUGGGACGAGGAACCUUUGGACAGGUGGUUAAGUGCUGGAAGAGGGGCACCAACGAGAUUGUGGCUAUCAAGAUCUUAAAAAACCACCCGUCUUAUGCGCGUCAGGGUCAGAUCGAGGUCAGCAUCCUGGCGCGUCUCAGCACGGAGAGUGCAGAUGACUACAACUUUGUGAGGGCCUACGAGUGCUUCCAGCACAAGAACCACACGUGCCUGGUAUUUGAGAUGCUGGAGCAGAACCUGUACGACUUCCUGAAGCAGAACAAGUUCAGCCCUCUGCCACUCAAAUACAUCAGACCCGUGCUACAGCAGGUGGCUACAGCGCUAAUGAAACUGAAGAGCCUGGGCCUGAUCCAUGCUGACCUGAAGCCAGAGAACAUCAUGCUUGUGGAUCCAUCUCGACAGCCCUACAGGGUCAAAGUCAUAGACUUUGGCUCAGCCAGCCAUGUGUCUAAAGCAGUCUGCUCCACUUAUCUACAGUCCAGAUACUACAGGGCUCCCGAGAUCAUCCUGGGCCUGCCGUUCUGUGAAGCCAUAGAUAUGUGGUCCCUUGGCUGUGUGAUAGCUGAACUCUUCCUGGGGUGGCCCCUAUACCCUGGAGCUUCAGAGUACGACCAGAUCCGGUACAUCUCACAGACACAGGGUCUGCCUGCAGAGUAUCUGUUGAGUGCGGGGACAAAGACAACCAGGUUCUUCAACAGAGACCCUGACUCCACCUAUCCUCUCUGGAGACUUAAGACUCCAGAGGACCACGAGGGUGAAACGGGGAUCAAGUCCAAGGAGGCUCGCAAGUACAUCUUCAACUGCUUGGAUGAUAUGGCGCAGGUGAACAUGACGUCAGAUCUGGAGGGGAGCGACAUGCUGGCAGAGAAGGCCGACAGGAGGGAGUUCAUCGACUUGUUGACCAAGAUGCUGACCAUCGACGCAGACAAGAGGAUCACCCCUAUUGAAACGCUCAACCACCCCUUUGUUACCAUGUCACAUCUCCUCGAUUUCCCACACAGCACACACGUGAAGUCAUGCUUCCAAAACAUGGAGAUCUGUAAGCGCCGUGUCAACAUGUACGACACAGUCAACCAGAGCAAGACACCCUUUAUCACCCACGUGGCCCCCAGCACCUCCACCAACCUCACCAUGACCUUCAACAACCAGCUCAACACUGUGCACAGCCAGGCCACCAACCUGGCUCCCUCCUCCACCAACAAUGCCACCCUUACCUUUGCAAGUCCUGAUGUCUCCAUACUAAACUACCAAUCUGCACUCUACCAGCCCUCCGCUGCCUCCAUGGCAGCCGUGGCCCAAAGGAGCAUGCCCCUGCAGCCGGGGGCUCCUCAGCUCUGCGCUGCCCGGCCCGACCCCUUCCAGCAGGCACUCAUCGUCUGCCCUCCUGGCUUCCAAGGACUGCAGGCAUCCCCUUCCAAGCACACCAGUUACUCUGUGCGGAUGGAGAAUGCUGUUCCCAUAGUGACGCAGGCCCCUGGUGCCCAGCCUCUGCAGAUCCAACCUGGACUUCUCACACAGCAGGCCUGGCCCAGCGGCACCCAGCAGAUCCUGCUGCCUCCAGCUUGGCAGCAGCUCACCCACACCUCAGUCCAGCAUGCCACUGUCAUCCCCGACUCCAUGAGCAGCACACAGCCUCUCGCCAACUGGAGGAAUUCCCACCCUCAUGGCAGCCAUUAUAAUCCCAUCAUGCAGCAGCCAGCCUUGUUAGCUGGCCACGUCACACUCCCAUCCAACCAGACGCUCAAUGUGGGAGUGGCACACGUUAUGAGGCAGCCAUCAACCAAAAAGAACAAACAGCACCAAAUGUCUGCGAGGAACAUGUCAGCCUAUGAGGUGUCAUCCUCACAGGCAGUGCUGUCCCCGCAGCGCUCUAAGCGGGUGAAGGAGAACACACCCCCGCGUUGCGCCGUGCUACAGAAUGGCUCGGCCUCCAACUGCCCGCCCCCGCAGCCCUGUGGGGGCGGAGGGUGGGGGGCCAGUGAGGCAGAGCAGGCUUCCAGCACCACCCGCGACCACCAGCACCAGCACCAUGUCCCCAGACAGACCAUCAUCAUCCCCGACACGCCCAGCCCUGCAGUUAGCAUCAUUACCAUCAGCAGUGACACAGAUGAGGAAGAUGACCACAAACAAAACAAUAGCUCGUCUUCUAAACAAAGAAAGAAUGUCAUCAGCUGUGUGACGGUCCACGAUUCACCCGACUCCGACUGUUCCAGCAACAACAGCCCUUACACUGUGGAGUCCAGACCUACCAACAACAACAGCUACGACACAAAGACCACCAUACUGGACAACUACAACAAUGGCAACCCACGCACCAUCAUCUUCCCCCCUCUCAAAACCCAAUCCAGUGAGGUCCCGAAUGAGUGUGAGCGCUUGAUGCCAGAUGCAAUGAACCAUCAGAAUUCAGCAUACAAGUUCAAAUCCUCCAAUGGAGUGGUGUCUGGCAAUAAUCACGUACCAGGGGGCGUGCCUGGAGGUGGGUCCUACCGACAGCAGCGCUCAGGGCCACACCCCCUCCAGCAGCAGCCUCUAAAUCUCAGCCAGGUAAGGUGGAACGUGAAAAGGGAACCUCAGGCCCAGCAGCACAUGGUAGCUGAGCGAAAUGGAGGUCAUCGGCGCCAGCAAGCCUACAUCACCCCCACCAUCGCCACUCAAGCCCCGUAUUCCUUCCAUCACAACAGCCCCUCCCACACGGGCAACGUCCACCCGCACCUAGCUGCCACACACCUACCCAGCCAGCCCCACCUUUACACCUACACAGCCCCUGCUGCUCUGGGCUCCACCGGCACCGUGGCCCACCUGGUGGCGUCACAGGGCUCAGCGCGCCAUGCAGUCCAGCACGGAAGCUACCCCCCAAGCAUCGUCCACCAGGUCCCAGUCAGCAUGGGCCACCGCGUGCUGCCCUCACCCACCCUACACCACAGCCAGUACCAGGCCCAGUUUGCCCACCAGGCCUACAUCAGCGCCUCACCCGCCUCCACUGUCUACACUGGAUACCCGCUGAGCCCCACCAAGGUCAACCAGUACCCUUACCUCUAGAGAAGACACUGACUGACACUGGAGAGCCUGACCCAGCGCUGCUGCUUUCCCCCCUCCCCACCCGCCCUGAGCCCCAUCAACAUCCUAGACAUCCUCUCCUCAACCUCAGACAUAAACAGAGACAGAGGAACAUGCAAUCCUCAUGAAACUGUCACGAAUAACUUGAAGAUAUAACGACAGAGAGAAAAAGAAAAAAAAAAGAUUCACAGCCUCUCUAGAAGGGAAUAAUGGGGGUUGAAUUUCAGAGGGGUACAGUUCAAGGUGUUUUGUUUUCAAUUUUUUUUCGCUGAAAGGGCCAGUUUUGCUUUUAUUUGUCGUUAAUAUGCUUUACUUUAUAAGGAAAGUUAUGUCUCAUUAGUUUUACAGAGGAGUUUGAAACAGGCCUUUUAGAACAGUGGAGGUUUUCUGGUUUGUUUUCUUUUAUUUACCCCUCUAAAAUUUGGGAAGUGACUGUUGAACAGGGGUUACUGACUGGAAGUUUUGAAUCCCAAGAGAAUUGGGUGAAGGUGAAAUACGGAAACCUGCUGCUCUUCAAAGAAAAAAAUAUUGAUGGCCUUGAACUGUCUUAAUAUUUCCAAAUCAUUCAUGGUGUGGGGAGAAAAAAGAGGCAACUCCCCCCACUCCACCUUCUUCAGCCGAGGAGGCUUCUGGAAAUAUAACCAACAGAAGACAAACAAACUUUUUAGUGUAUUUAUAGAUAUUUUCCUUUAUGUUUCACCUUUAUGACGAUACUUCAGUUUUAGCUAGGUGUCUUAGCUGGGCCCCGUUCUUAGAAUGUAGCAGUCUGCACCUGUUUGUUUUAAGAAGAAAACUUUUUUUUUCCUGAUACCAAUAGAUUUAUUUGUUCCUCUUUUUUCAAUGUGAUUGCACAAAGUGGUUAUAAUAACAUAGGCAUGUACAACGUGAUUGUCUGUGUGUGCUACUGUCAGCCAUGCGUGUGUAGUCCACCUCCUCAAAACCCUCUUCAGUCUUUAGGUUUUGACCAUUGUUCCCUCGUAGUGCCUUACAGAUAUAACGACACAGUUUACUUGGCUUGGAUCCUGAAAGCCACAAGAGACUAUAGCUAUACAUAGACAUUUUCCCCCCUGGUUUGACAUCCUAGUCGGGGCAGUUGUAGCUCUCUUCCAGGUGUAGGCUCAGCCCUUGCUGUUUCUUGUCCUUAAUGACAGCAUACUAUAGUUGAUGAAGAUUAAUGUCAGAGUUAAUAUCAAGCUGAGCUAUUUUAUUAUGUGUGCAUGAGAUAACUUGCCUGGGGUACUUACCAAAGUCAUAGAUAAAUUCUUGUUACAUUUGCUCUGGAUAUUAAUGUAAAUAUGAAAAUGUACAGUAUAGCUGUAGCCGUAAACCUUUUAUCACAGUGGCACCCAAAAUGUGGCUUUAGUUUGGAAUAUAUUUGUUUGGGGAUUUUAUGUCUUUUUUAUUCACACAAGGGAAUUCAUGCAUUGUGAUUACAGAGCAGAGAUAUUAGCUCAGAUUUCAUGUACAAGGAAUGAGUUACAGUACAAUGUUUAAGACACAGUAAAGGACGUUUUAAGGUUAAAAGCUAGUCCGAGAGAAGGGCCUGACAGAAAGUGAUUGUUGCAAUGAGGGUGAUUCUGUGAGGCUAGAGAUAGCCUGUAUCGAGGGUUGUUUGAGAGAGACACUGUGUAGGCACGAGUGAGGGGGCCGGUUGAAAGCAUAGGGUCAGUUUUAGGUAGGGACUGUGGAGGGCAGGGUGAAACUCUCUAUCUUAAAUGGGACUAAAAUGAUAGCAAGUUGGCACUGAGCAGGUUGAUAGUAACACUGAGCCCGGUUGGUCGGUAGGAGCCGCAGGGGCACUACCUUACCUUGAAUGCACACCAUGAAAUGUGACAUGAAUCCUUUCGUUGUUGUCAUUGUUGCUGUUGUCGUUCGUUUUUUUCCAGCAAAGAUAAUUGGAAGUUAUUUGUUGCGCUUGAGGUUUGGGUAGCAUUUCAGAGCUGCAGGAACAGAGCAGAAGGGAAACGCCACAGCAUACACCUGGAAGGGCAUCUUGUGGAAACAAGCUCGAUUUGUUGCCACUGUCCAUUUGUCUUCGAACCAGGUACACCACAGACAUCGCCACGCCAGCCGAACGGGAUACCUGAACACUUAGAGAACCAAUAGGGCUGUCGCUUUAUGUGUUUGCUGCUUGAUUUAACAGACAUCAUUUUAUUGUAGCCAAUGAUACAAAUAAUCUCCUUUGUUCAAUUGUCCUCAUGAAGUGGGCACAUUAGAACUGCUGGUGGUUUAGUGAAAGCCUUCCCCCCUCUCCUUCAUGGUAUGCCAUAGUACUUGCAUUUGAAGUGAUUUUAUUUUUUUGUUUGUUUGUUUUUUUGUUAAAUUAACAUUAUCUUGAACUUUUGACAUGGCUGUAGUACAUGUUGUGUUUAUUUUUAGAGAUUGUUGCAAUAAUUCUUGUGGAUGUUUUAUCAGAGUGUGUGUGUGUGUUUUUAUUAUAUGUCAGGCUCAUUUCUAUUUUAUAACCUGGGGAUUGAUGUACAGUAAUAUUUAGUAUUCCGUGGAGGUGGGUGAAAUUGUGUAAAGUGUUGCAACACUGCUGAUGAUAGUAAGUGUUGAGGUGAUGAUAAUCCAAUGGGGCCCUCAUAGUUAGAUAGCCCAGCUUGAGGAUGCCACACCCAGGUUUGAAAUCCAACAAUCUCUUAAAAGACAUCUCUUGAUGGGCCCCUGAGUGGUCUUUCAUCCUGGUACUUGUUUUCCCCAAAACUCUCCACUCCCCAUCAGCUCCAGCAUGCAAGCCUUGGGUCCAGGCAGUUAAAGAUGUGAUUACAUAGUACGUUGCUGGUUACGUCAUUCUUCUCUGUUCUGUUGUUGUUGUUUUUUUAUUUUCUAUUAUCGACUUAAUUUACUCUUGGUCACCGGGGCCUAAGCACACAUGCAUAAGGGAGAUGAUUUUCCAUUGAAAUCUUUUAGCUCCUCUGUUACGAGGCAGACUACUGAAACAUUCCACUGUUUGAGGGAAUUUGGCAUUACCCAUGCUAGACUGCUGUCCUGUCCCCUCUCUUGUUACCACGGGGACAGCGUCAUCACACUCGGACUUUUUUUCGCUCCUCCCACCAAAGACUUCAACAGAUAGACCAUGUACAGCACAGCACAGUACAGUACAAGCAAUCCUCCACAGCAUUGCUAGAGCAGACAGGCAAUAACCUCUGGUUUCAUCGUUAAAUGCUUUACAAGUGCUUUUAAUGACACGUUGCUUUACCCACAAGCGAAUGCAUGUGUGUAUACAAUGUACAAGUACACAGGGAGGAUUUAACAUACUUAAGUCAUACAGCACAGUCAUUCAUUUGUUUAGAGUUGCCACAGUGUUUCUGGACAUUCAACUAUGAGAAAAGCUGCAGUCUGUUUUUAUGCUUUUUCUUUUUUUUCUUUUCAUUAUUCCUCACACUUGGCCCCCAAUUUGUUUUACAUUAGGGUGCCAUUUAAUAGAAUGAACUGUAAAAAUGAAUUAAUUAAAAAAUGUACCAACAAUACCUUUAAAACCACGGUCACCUGCACAAAAUGAAUGUAAUACGUGACCUGCGACAUCUGAAAUGGCUUUAGAUCUUUCACAGUGGGUGACCUUUAAUUUAAUUUCUACACCAUUUGUGGCCAUGCAUGAUGCAAUAAUUAUACAUCUGAUCUCCAGCAAAAUCCCAUGUGAGAGAAAUAAUGUAAAAUUACCACUAUCCUCAUGAUUAGGAGAGGUUCUAUAUUUUCUCUAAGGAAAUACCCAAUUAUGAGAAGCCCUGUGUGCUCAACAUUGUGGAAAAUAACUUAAUGUGUAUGAUACCUUUGUCUAUCACUCUGUUUCACAUAGCCAAUGUUUUGUGUUUUAUAAAAAAAAAGGGGGAAUCAGAAAUGUGAGCAUUAAUGUAGAUCGAGUGACCUUACAAUUACCAAAAUGUGCUUAAGUAGAGUGUAAAGAUGUUUUGUGUUGUUGAGGUGAGCGUAGCCUUCCCAGCUAGCGACUUUAUUGUUAGAGUACUGCCUUCCAAAUAACCAACAAUACCUCCAAAGCUUUAAGGCGUCAUUUUAAUUAGAGAAAACUAUAUAAGGCAGCAUCUCACUCUCUAUGAAGCCUGGCAUUCUCCUUACCUGGCAUUAAAUACACUCAAACUUCCAACUCCAACUUGCUCGUGGUGUUAUCGUGAAUACUUCUCCUCCUAAUGGAGCUUUGGAAACACUGAGAAACAUUCCUGAGAGUAUGGCACACAGUGCUACAUUAGUCUUCUUCGGACAAACUCUUCUAAGGUGACUUGAAGCUUAGCCAGAAGUGAACAGAUAACCUGCAACAUCAAGCCACACGCUCAUAUAAAUCAUUAGAAAAAGUCGCAGCUGCUUCCCAAAGUACAAAGGGGUUAGGAACAGGUGUUAGGUGGAAUAAUCAUGCGCUGAUGUACUUUCUGUCACCUGGAAAUUCAUAAUCGAGCUACACGAACAUUCUUAAAGCCCUUUUGGAUGAGAGUGGUUGUUUUUAUUCUUAUUUUUUAAACCUUUGUUAAGGAGAUCUGCUCCUUUGCUGGCUAUUCCUUGGGGGUAUUCAGGGUGAGGUGGUCAAGGUUUGAUGCCAUCACUGAUAGAGAGAGUCAGGUGAUUGCAACAAGUGAAUUUACCAAAACGGAUUCAAAUUUGAUUGUUUUCCAUCUCUCUAAAACCAGGCAAGAAUACAGAAAGAUUUCUACCAGCUGAUUUUCCUAAUUUGGGGUUGUACAAUCGUUUUAGUCUAAUUUAUAUGAUGGAAAUUGUAGCUUUUCCCAUCUACUUUCAGAAUGAUUUCUAGCCAAAAAAUAGUGAUAUUUGUAGUGUUAAUAUAUGGAAUCUGAAGAUGGUAGACCAAAGCUGCAUUCAAAGUCAGAUUUGCUUGUUAACACUACAAAAACAUGAAGCUAGAAGACAUGUAAAAGUCACAUUUGAAAAGUGACAUAAUUCAUUUUUGGUACAUCCUCAAAAUGACAUUUGUAAAUCAGUGCAGCUCAACUUCUGAAAUAGCUACUUGCACAACAAGAUUUAUGCAAGUAAUAACAUCUAUUCAUUUACAUUUUCUUAAGACCUAAGAGUGCAUCAAACCCUGACCCCCCUUUUGUGUCCAUUGCUGUAUGGUUUCUCAAUGGUAUAAAAUCUCAUUCUUUGUCGAUAAAGCUAAUGUGUGCUGCAGUAUUUCCUAGUAUACUUCUUGGUUAAUUGUCUUUUCUUAUUUACUUUUUGUUUAUUGGGGUGUGAUGUCUCAUUAUUUCAAUCUGUUGAUGUAGCGUUCUAUGUAUACCCUGCUCCUUAGCCUAAUAUUAUUAAGUAUGUUAUGAGAAUGGAUAUUUUACUGGCUUUAUAGAAUGUUUAAAUAAAUAUAAUAAUGACAAUAAGAAGAAGGAUUAAUUAAACCUCCUAACAAGUUGAGUACUUGCUACUAAGCGCUUGUGUUACCAUUAUGAUGUUGUGUGCUUCUCUUAAUCAUUUUCGUUGUAGAAAAAUGGAGUGAAUUUAUAUUAGGCUUCGAAAAAACUAAUGAUAGCAUUGUAAAUUUACAGGAGGAUUUUAACAGACAAACAGCUUCGUCAAAUAGAAGAAUAUAGUUAUUUUAAUUGUCCUCUUUACUAACUGUAGGGUGAGAAGGGGCUCGCGUUGUGGUGAACUAUGUUAUAGCUUGUUAUUCACUGUUACUUUUGAUCAUUUUUUCGGUCUCCGAGGUGAAUCGAGUUAUUAAUGAGAAUUUGUAUGCUCACAUAUGCAUAUUGUAUAUGUGUAGAAAUGUAAUCACACUUUGUCUUGGAUUUACAUUAAACUGUUAAGUCACAG
This is a messenger RNA of Scomber japonicus (chub mackerel), 9844 nucleotides long. It is a transcript of the gene hipk2, whose product is annotated as homeodomain interacting protein kinase 2. The record is from RefSeq and is a predicted model, not a curated record. Gene Ontology annotation, molecular function: ATP binding; SMAD binding; protein serine/threonine kinase activity. The transcript is spliced from 15 exons. Gene Ontology annotation, cellular component: nucleus; PML body; cytoplasm. Gene Ontology annotation, biological process: peptidyl-serine phosphorylation; positive regulation of transcription by RNA polymerase II; smoothened signaling pathway. The coding region runs from base 308 to 4054 and encodes 1248 amino acids. NCBI's taxonomy places the organism in Eukaryota, Metazoa, Chordata, Actinopteri, Scombriformes, Scombridae.